Messenger RNA from Aureobasidium subglaciale EXF-2481, 738 nucleotides. RefSeq lists its product as uncharacterized. Lineage: Eukaryota; Fungi; Ascomycota; Dothideomycetes; Dothideales; Saccotheciaceae. Gene Ontology annotation, cellular component: cytoplasm; mitochondrion. The transcript is spliced from 2 exons. The record is from RefSeq and is a predicted model, not a curated record. Gene Ontology annotation, molecular function: 2 iron, 2 sulfur cluster binding. The coding region runs from base 1 to 738 and encodes 245 amino acids. Gene Ontology annotation, biological process: iron-sulfur cluster assembly.
AUGUCGCUUCCUCGCGCCACCUCGUCGGCAUCAUCAGUCAUGUUCCGGUUCGCCGCUGGCGGUGCCCCUCGUGCUCAAUGUCAACAGUGUCUGCGUCCCGCCUUCCGCUCAUCACAGCCUGCUCUUCGCUUCUCCUCGCGAAGAAACCUGCAGACAGCCACUGCCUACCGUCCUUACACACUGGACCCUAUGCCGUCACCAAGAAACGCUGGCGUUCCCGAGACAUCAAUAGCUGGCCUGCCUCCGCUCCCCUCUACCUCAUCGCGCCCUUCAAAGCCUUCUCCUGCCGCCGAUCAACCCGUCAGUGUCCCUGAACAAGAGGCCCAGAAGUCAUCAGCCGCAAACACGACACCAUCAGCGAACACAUCCUCUACUGCAAAGCCCCAGAGAAAGAGCAAGCUGCGUCCGCGCAAGGCAGCCAUCACACUGUCAUCUUCCGCUGUAUCGCAUCUGCGCGAACUGCUCGAGCAACCAGAGGCGAAGCUGGUCCGUGUCGGCGUGCGUAACAGAGGCUGCUCGGGACUGGCAUAUCACCUGGAGUACGUGGAUAAGGCGGGAGCUUUCGAUGAGACUGUCGAGCAGGAUGGCGUCAAAGUUUUGAUCGACUCCAAGGCUCUGUUCAGCAUAAUCGGCUCCGAGAUGGACUGGCUGGAGGACAAGUUGAACGAGCGUUUCAUCUUCAAGAACCCCAACAUCACUGAGCAAUGUGGCUGCGGAGAAUCUUUCAGCAUCUCAUGA